AUGACAAAGGAUAUCGACGUUAAACAAGUUGGAAAGACGCCAGGACUCGAAGUGUGGCGGAUAAAGGACUUCAUGCUGAAAGCAGUACCAAAAAACGAAUAUGGUCUAUUCCACAGCAAUGACACCUACAUCGUCCUGAACUCAACUCAUAGUGGAUGGGAUGUCCACUUUUGGCUCGGUGAAACUGCUUCACAAGAUGAAAUUGGAACAGCUGCUAUAAAAACAGUGGAAAUAGAUCAGGCCCUUAAUGGUCUUCCAGUACAGCAUAGAGAAGUACAGUAUCAUGAAUCGUCACUGUUCAUUUCAUACUUUCCGAACGGCAUCAGAUACUUGGCGGGAGGUCAUGAGUCCGGGUUCAAUCACGUAGAGGACGACUUCAAGGACUGGAAACCGCGAUUGUUCCACUGCAAGGGGAAAAGAAACGUUCGCUGCUAUCAGGUUGUUAUGAAAAAGGAGUCACUAAAUAUUGGCGAUGUAUUCCUAUUGGAUCUCGGCAAGAACAUCUACGUCUGGAUGCCAGAAAAAAGUGGACGUCUUGAAAGAAUCAAGGGAAUGGCUAUUGCCAAUGAUAUUGCAAAAUUUGAACGACAAGGGCGCACUGAUGUUCACAUUUUGGACGUUGACUGGGACACUAACGAAGAAUUUUGGUCACAUUUUGGUGGUCCCAGUGCUGUCAAGGGUAUAACGAGAGCCCAAAACGAUGACGAGAAUUACUGGAAGGAGACAUCUGAGAAACUGAAUCUCUGGAAGGUAUCAGACGUAACUGGUAAAAUGAAGGUUACACAUGUUGCCCAGGGACAAAUCAAGCGUAGUCAGUUGGACUCAAAGGUGAAGAAGGAAAGCUCAGUUUUUGGCGGUAUUGUCGGAAGUGUAGACGCCUUCGUCGUUGAAGCUGGCCAUGCUGGUAUUUUCGUGUGGAUCGGCAAGGAGUGCACGUUAGAAGAACGCGCUAAGGCCUUGAACAUUGGAGCAGAAUUUAUUAAAGAGCAGAACUUGCCUGCCUGGACAACGGUGACUCGAGUGCUUGAGUCUGCUGAGCCGGCAUCGUUUAUGCAAUGGUUUGAUGAAUGGGUCGAUAGCAAGUCAAGUAAAACCUUCAAACCACGCCUCUUCCAAGUGUCAGAUAGGUCCGGAGGAAUAGUCGUGGAAGAAAUCGCCAAUUUCACUCAGGAGAGCCUCGACGGUGACGAUGUCAUGGUCCUUGACGCCCUGAACCCCAUAUAUGUUUGGGUAGGAGAAGGCGCUACUCAAGAUGAAAAAAAGAAUGCCGUUUAUACAGCUGAGAAAUAUCUGAAGCUCAGUAAAAUACCUCGCGCUGAAAAUACAACAAUUGAAACGAUAUAUCAAGGCAAGGAAACGCCUGGAUUCAAAAAACUGUUCCCAAAAUGGGAUGACAACUUAUUCACAAGUAAUGAACGUUCGGUGGAAAACAUGAGAAAACUGCUAUUCAACUAA
Molecule: messenger RNA, 1455 nt
Organism: Cooperia oncophora
Lineage: Eukaryota; Metazoa; Nematoda; Chromadorea; Rhabditida; Trichostrongylidae
Source: the annotation of a GenBank genome assembly